Molecule: messenger RNA, 1812 nt
Organism: Syngnathus acus (greater pipefish)
Lineage: Eukaryota; Metazoa; Chordata; Actinopteri; Syngnathiformes; Syngnathidae
Gene: gp9
Product: glycoprotein IX (platelet)
Exons: 2
Coding region: 464-1195 (243 amino acids)
Source: RefSeq, a predicted model, not a curated record
AAGAACUGGAAUGCACAUCACUAACAGCCGAAGAUAGCGCCGGUGCGCCACCUGCAGGUUAAAAAUAGACCUGUAACGUGACUGCAUUACAAAACGUGCUCUUGCUGAACUGUCACGUUUUUCUUUUAUCAAGUUUGGUUUGUAUCUAAAUUCCCAUUACAAAUAAAUAAUAUAAGAAAGAGUGAUCCCGAUAAGUGAUGUAGUGUAGUGCCUCCAUACUAGGAAAUGUGUGAGCGCCUCAUUGGCCCUCUUCUUUUUUUUGAAAAAGAUAAACUCUUAUCUCAUCCGAGCAGAGGGAUUCCCAUCAUCGGGCCACUCGUCAUACUAAAACACAUCAGAGCUGAAUAUUCAGUAUUUAACUUCUCAGUGCAAUGCUGGCCUGGACGAAUAAAUAAGAAGAAUUCAAGGAUGUCGACAGCACAGAGAUCAGGAGAAAUCGCACUGGUGAUUUGUCCGUGAAAGGAUGCUCUCUGGUGCGGUACUAGCACACCUCUUGUUCUGGGCCGCACUGCACACCGCACCGGCUCUUGGUCAGGCCUGUCUGUGCACAACCCUCCAGCCUGCUGGUUUGCUCGUCAACUGCACCUUUCCUGACCUCAGGGAGUUGCCUCCUCUGCCAUCAGACACCACGGAGCUCCUUGCGGAGGAUAUCGGCCUCAUCACCAUCCCCUCGGACCUGUUUGACAAAGCGCUGGGCCUUCAACGUGUGUCCCUUGCCAAUAAUCCUUUCCACUGUGACUGCGGCAUUGAAUACGUGAGGAACUGGCUGUUGCGGAACAGAGCUGCGGUCUCUCAGGAGCCCAUAUGCUUCAGUCCCAGCUCAGUGGCUCAGAAAGCUAUCACAGAACUCACUGAUGACUACUUUAUCCCGUGCGCCCCAAGAGGUUGCGGUAGUAUCGCCUCUGCUGCUGUGAUGGGAGUAAUGCUCAGCUGCCUCGUUGUUCUGCUUCUGUGGAGCCUGAGACUGGCCAAAAACUGCACCUUCACGCUUAACAUUGAGGAAAGACACUCGCGAGUCAAAGGUGACUCUUUGCAUCCACUGCGGGUGAGACACAGGAGGAGGCUGUCAGCUGUCAAUCAACAUUUUCAGCUACUCACUGAGGAUCUGGAAAGGCAUCCUGUCAACAUGGAGUUACUUCCACAGGUGCUUGAUGUGUUGCAGAAGAAACACAAUAUUAAGAUUAAGGCUAUCUGAGGCACCUAUUGGAAGACAUUUCAUGAAAACUACACUACAAAAGUUCAAAAAGAAGACUCUCCUAUAAUAAUAAAGAUGGAAUCAUUUGAAUUAUAAAUUUGAGAUGUUCCAUUAUUUUCUUGUACUUUAAGGCAGUCCAUUCUAAACUAUGAACUGAUCCCUGAGUUCAUGUAAAUUAUUUAAAGUCAGAAAAUGUAUUUGCAAUGCGUGUCCUAUCGUGGCAUUCUGAUUACUAUUGUGUUUGUAGGAUAUGAAUUAAGCAGGAACAAAAGAUUAUUCAUCCUACGGGGGUGGCCAUUUUGCCACUUGCUGUCGACUAAAAAUGACAUCGCAAGUGCCUCAGGGCUCAUUUUGCAAACGUCACAUUACCAAACUUUAGGCUCUGUGAUGUCUUUCCGUCGACAGCAAGUUGCAAAAUGGCCACCGACCUAAGUGGAUAGAAACGGGUGGAUUUUGCUUGCUUUAUUCAUAUUCGACAAACUCAAUAUUAAUCAGCAUACCGUGUUUAGUCUAGUAAGGCGCAUAGAACAUAAAGAAAAUUUUGGAGCUCCAUCGUUCAUUUCAUAGCAGAUAAUUACAGGUCCAUAUGGCUGAUGAAAGAUUACACUCGUUUGCAA